GCAGCGGCGCGCGCCUGGCUGGGCCCAGCGGAGCUGAAGGGACAGAGCGAGGAGCGAGCCGAGCGGCCGUCGCCCGAGCUCAGCCGCGCCGCCCGCCAGCCCGCGCUCCAGUCCGCCGUGUCGGGCAGCGGGACCCAGCAUGGUCAUGGCGGAUGGCCCGAGGCACUUGCAGCGCGGGCCGGUCCGGGUGGGGUUCUACGACAUCGAGGGCACGCUGGGCAAGGGCAACUUCGCCGUGGUGAAGCUGGGGCGGCACCGGAUCACCAAGACGGAGGUGGCGAUAAAAAUUAUAGAUAAAUCUCAGCUGGAUGCAGUGAACCUUGAGAAAAUCUACCGAGAAGUACAAAUAAUGAAAAUGUUAGACCAUCCUCACAUAAUCAAACUUUAUCAGGUAAUGGAGACCAAAAACAUGUUGUACCUUGUGACAGAAUAUGCAAAAAAUGGAGAAAUUUUUGGAAAUACAGGAGCUAGAAGAAUAACUCAAAACAAAAUUAUGAGGAAGCCAAGGACAAAUCCAGAAUGUAGGACAUCCAGUCCAGUUUCUUUAAACUAUCUUGCUAAUCACGGCCGGUUAAAUGAGUCUGAGGCCAGGCGCAAAUUCUGGCAAAUCCUGUCUGCUGUUGAUUAUUGUCACGGUCGGAAGAUUGUGCACCGUGACCUCAAGGCUGAAAAUCUCCUGCUGGAUAACAACAUGAAUAUCAAAAUAGCAGAUUUCGGUUUUGGAAAUUUCUUUAAAAGUGGUGAACUGCUGGCAACUUGGUGUGGCAGCCCCCCUUAUGCAGCCCCAGAAGUCUUUGAAGGGCAGCAGUAUGAAGGACCACAGCUGGAUAUUUGGAGCAUGGGAGUUGUUCUUUAUGUCCUUGUCUGUGGAGCUCUGCCUUUUGAUGGACCCACUCUUCCUAUUUUGAGGCAAAGGGUUUUGGAAGGAAGAUUCCGGAUUCCGUAUUUCAUGUCAGAAGAUUGUGAGCACCUUAUUCGAAGGAUGUUGGUCCUAGACCCGUCCAAAAGGCUAACCAUAGCUCAAAUCAAGGAGCAUAAAUGGAUGCUCAUAGAAGUUCCUGUACAGAGACCUGUUCUCUAUCCACAAGGCCAAGAAAAUGAGCCAUCCAUUGGGGAGUUUAAUGAACAGGUUCUGCGACUGAUGCACAGCCUUGGAAUAGAUCAGCAGAAAACCAUUGAGUCUUUGCAGAACAAGAGCUACAAUCACUUCGCUGCCAUUUAUUACUUGUUGGUGGAGCGCCUGAAAUCACAUAGGAGCAGUUUUCCUGUGGAGCAGAGGCUCGAUGCCCGCCAGCGGCGGCCCAGCACCAUUGCUGAACAAACAGUUGCCAAGGCACAAACUGUGGGUUUCCCAGUGACCAUGCAUUCGCCGAACAUGCGACUGAUGCGAUCUACCCUCCUCCCUCAGGCAUCCAAUGUGGAGGCCUUUUCAUUUCCAGCGUCCAGCUGUCAGGCAGAAGCAGCGUUUAUGGAAGAAGAGUGUGUUGACACUCCAAAGGUCAAUGGCUGUCUGCUGGACCCUGUGCCGCCUGUCCUGGCAAGGAAGGGGUGCCAGUCCCUGCCCAGCAGCAUGAUGGAGACCUCCAUUGACGAAGGGCUGGAGACAGAGGGAGAGGCCGAGGAAGACCCCAGCCAGGCCUUUGACGCGUUCCAGUCCACGCGUGGUGGGCAGAGACGGCACACUCUGUCCGAAGUGACCAAUCAGCUGGUCGUGGUGCCGGGUUCAGGGAAAGUUUUCUCCAUGAGUGACAACCCUUCCCUGGACAGUGUGGACUCUGAGUAUGACAUGGGGUCUGUUCAGAGGGACCUGAACUUUCUGGAGGACAACCCUUCCCUUAAAGACAUCAUGUUAGCCAACCAGCCCUCACCUCGCAUGGCAUCUCCCUUCAUAAGCCUGAGACCUGCCAACCCAGCCAUGCAGGCCCUGACCUCCCAGAGAAGAGAGGCCCACAACAGGUCACCCGUGAGCUUCAGGGAGGGCCGCAGGGCCUCAGACACCUCCCUCACCCAAGGCAUUGUAGCAUUUAGACAACAUCUUCAGAAUCUGGCUAGAACCAAAGGAAUUCUAGAGCUGAACAAAGUGCAGCUGCUGUAUGAACAAUUGGGGCCAGAGGCUGACCCCAGCCUGGCGUCAGCUGCUCCUCAGCUCCAGGACCUGGCUGGCAGCCGCCCUCAGGAGGAAGCUGUUCAGCAGCCGGAAGGCGUUCCUGCGCUCGCCUCCAGCGUGCACCCACCGCUGUCCCCGCAGCAGAGCCUGGAGGCCCAGUACCUGCAGCACAGACUCCAGAAGCCCAGCCUUCUGCCAAAAGCCCAGAACACCUGUCAGCUGUAUUGUAAGGAGCCACCGCGGAGCCUUGAACAGCAGCUGCAGGAACACAGACUCCAGCAGAAGCGACUCUUCCUCCAGAAGCAGUCUCAGCUGCAGGCAUACUUUAACCAGAUGCAGAUAGCGGAGAGCUCAUACCCACAGCCCCACCAGGAGGCACCAUCGCCACCACAACAGCCUCCGCCCUUCAGCCUGACGCAGCCCCUGAGCCCGGUCCUGGCGGCCUCUGAGCAAAUGCAGUACAGCCCCUUCCUCGGCCAGUACCCCGAGAUGCCGCUGCGGCCCCUGCCCUCCUCGCCCGGCCCUCAGGCGCACCUGCAGCAGCCGCCACCGCCGCCCCCGCCCCCGCCGCCGCCACCACCACAACAGUCGGGAGCUGCCCCAGCGUCCUUACAGUUCUCCUAUCAGACUUGCGAGCUGCCAGGCACCGUCUCCCCUGAGCCAGAAUACCCCACUCCCCAUCAGUACCCCCUGGACGGAGCCCAGCAGGGCGGCGUGGCAGCGCCAGAUUGUCCCAGGAGCUCGGGGCUGCAGGAGGACCCCUCCAGCUAUGACCCGCUCGCCCUCCCCGAGUUCCCUGGGCUCUUGGAUUGUGAAAUGCUGGAGGCCGUGGACCCGCAGCACAGCGGCUACGUCCUGGUGAACUAGCCCCGGCCCGGAAGCGGGGCAGGUCCAGCGUAGGAAGCACGUGUGUUUUUACUUCUAUUUCAGCCUUUUACAUUUAAAGCUUGUUUUCUGUCCUCUCCCGAAAGGGGAGAACCAACUUGCCCAACUGGAAUUGGAGGCCUGGCCAGGUGGCUGUUGCUCCCUCCCGGCUCGGCCCUCCCGGCUCCCGGUGGCCCACGCUGGCACACAGCUGUGCCGGGUGGAGCAAGCUUUCACGGAGACGCCGACAAACGUUUUAUAAGACACCCAGACCUCGGUUUUAUACAGAACUACACCAUUACCAAGGGAGACUGGUGAACGCAGGGAGAUGUGGGGGGAAGAGGCAGUAUUUUUCACUGACGCCAGGAGCAACAUGCUUAAAGGCCCAGCAAGAUACAUAAUGAAUGUGAUGCACAGGUCAUAAGGGAAGGCUGUGCUUUGUCGCCGAAGCAAAGUUCUGAGCUGCUGAUGCACGUUGUCCCCAAGACCAUCGCCGAGCAUCGAGUGUGAGCUGUUUCAGGGGCCGCUACCCGCUGGUACUAAGCCCUACAGCAGCGUCUCCCGGAGCAGCACCCCUCCAGAAGGCACCGUGGGUCACAGACGCAGAGGGCUCGGGGCUCCGGAGAUGUCGCCUGGAGAACCCACAGGACCCACCACAGCGGGCUGGGCCAGGACCUCGAGGAGCCCUCGGCGCACAGAUCUGUGGGGGCUUCCGGUCGGACAGUCGGCCUUUAGGGGACGGGACGUGGUGUCUCUUCAAAUGUAGUAACUACUUUGACUUCACACUAUAUUAUUGUUGCUAGUAGUUUACUGAGCUUUGUAUAUCCGGACAGUUGCAUAGAGGACUUAGACAUUUUAAGAACCAGAAGAAUGAACUUCUCUCUCCCGUGUGACGUGGUAGUGCCGUGCCUUUUCCCGGAUCACGCUUUAAUUAUUUCUUUUCUGUAGAAACCAAGUUUCCAUUCAUGUCAAUGCUAAAUCCAAAGUCACUUCAGUUUGUUUCCCACUGUGUGGGAAUCGCAUUCUUCAUUUCCUUAAAGUUUGACUUGUAAUGAAAUGUUAGAGUAUCACAGCAAUAUUCCAAACCACAGACGUGCCAGCCACGGAAGCAAAUCAUCUGCCAAACUCACUGUAUUACUAACAAAACUUAACCCUUGCAGUCCAUUCAUCAAAAUAAGUAAGAAAUAGAUGCUACAGCCAGUUAACUGUGUGCCGAGUCACCUGUCAUUUGGACGGUCACAGCCACGCAUUACAAGCUCAGUGUUAGUGACAGAGGCUCCCUGCUCUCCUGUCAGCAGGUGAAUGCACUAGGCACGGCUUCUUCCUACAGCACGAGCGGAGCCACCUCAGCUGCGUCCAGGGCGCCUUCCCUCUUCGUAGUGUGUGUCCCGGGCGGGUGAGGAGGAGCCGGAGGGUCUGAGUCCUGUUCUGCCCCCACCUGCCCAGCCCCUCGCGGGCUGGUAACUUGAGCAGCCUUGUUCCCGGCUCCCCCUGGGGCCUGGACACUGCGUGGGGCCCUGGGCGAGGGCAGGACCUGGUCAGCAAGGGCGGCUGCGGGGAGGGCGGGCGGGCAUGUCUGUGAGGAGCACAUGUGAAAGCGGGAGGACUCAUUCUCUUCCUCGGGGAUGGUUUGCCCCUCGUGCUUAAGAUUGAUGAUUUCGUGAAAUAUUUCAUUUAAGAGAUCCUUCUGUUAAGGCCUCUAAUCUGUUUUAAGUCUUUGCAGAAUAUGCCAGUUGUAAACCAGGGCUGAAUUUGUUUAGACUGAAGGAUGUUUUCCCAAAAUUAUUAUCGAAGUGCUGUAAUAUUUAUGAAACUUAAAUCCUUCCAUAGUGAACUGGAACAAGCAGUGGGGGCUGCUCAUUUUGGUCACGGGAGGGGCGCGGUCACGGGAGAGGCGCGGUCACGGGAGAGGCGUGGUCACAGGCGGGCAGCAAGGCUAGGAGCCCGUUAGCCAGGACACCCCGGCUGUGCCAGGCAGUCAGGCCGACGGGGGCGGGGGGGCAGCAGAGAGGCUGUUGGAAGCCAAGGGACCCAGAGACAGACCUCGGCCAGCACCCAGCGGUGGUGGCCAGGCCGGUCGGGGACAGGCCCCCAUCUGGUGCAGGGGCCUGAGCUGGCCUGCUGGGCCAGGGGUGUGAGCUCCUGUUCGCUUUUCCUUUUCUUGUGUAUUUCAAGCAGAAAUCAGCAAGUCCCAUAACCCUCUGUCUUCACUGACACAGGCUGGUGGGGAGACGGUCUGCAGCAGCCGGCGUUUCCCAGCCCUGCCCCCUCAGGUACUCCCCGCACAGACACUACGUGGCACUGGGACGGCUCCUCGCUGCUGCCCGCUGACCGGGCUCCGCGCUCCACGUCGGCAGCGGGUGCACCCUUGUAUGGGCAUCGUUGGCUUUGUUAGCGUGUGAACCAGGCUCCUCUGAAGAGACCUGGGGGAGAUGAACAUGAGGUAAAAAUUUCAUUCAGCAAACAGUGCAAUAUGUGCGGUACUUUAUUUUUUGUUUUUGUCCUUUUUUUAAUCCAGGGUUAGUCUCUAUUUCGGGAAAAAUGCACUAAUUCCGCAAUUUCCAGUUGGCAAGAACGUCUCUAGUUUGUACAUGCCACUGACAUGCUGGGCUCAGCAAGGGCAUAGAGUGUGUCCCACGGGCGCCACCCCGGCCCUCCCAGGCCUGCUGUGCCCUCUUGCUGCCUGGGCACAGGCCCAGAGGGUCUCCUCACCAGCCGCCCUUAGUAUCUUCAUGGGAAGCCCCGGGGCCCAGGAGAGGAACUAGGAAAGGAGGACUGGAGGGUCUGUCAGCUCUUAUGUGAACAAAACCCCUUCUUUCUGAACCAGCCGCCUCCCAGGAAAGAGUGAGGCCCCGCCCGCCUCAGAAACGAAGAGCUGAGUGUGCAAGCCGGGUCCUGAGUUGGUCAGUGGGACUGGCAGGAGCCUGGGACUGGGAGCCCCUAACCUCAGAGGCCCCAGGGCAGGGAGGCCGGCGCCCCCCUGGGCAGGGAGGCCCAGCCUGAGGGAGUGCCCCUCCCACACUGGCCCCGGCCACACUGUGAUCAGUGCCUGAACUCGGGCUCCUGGAGAGAAGCCUGCCGUUGGGUGGGCAAGAGGGUGUGUGACUGGAGAGUGACUGGAUGGCCCGGAAGGUGGAGGCGAGCAGCGGCCGCCUCCCUGCUGGGUGGUCGGGUCCGGGUGUGCGGUGGCCAGAGCCGCCGCUGGUUAGGGCAGACCCUUCAGACACGCGGACAUGGUGAGGCGAGUGGGUCCUUUGGGGCCCUCCGACCCCUAGUCCCGCCCAGUCCUUACACAGGGGUCUGUGUGGGGUCAGGAUUCCCAGCUCCGGGUUACAUGUGCGCACCGGGCGCAGUCCUGCGUAAGUCCUGUCGGUGAGGAAACGCGUCCUCCAGGUGACCUCACAGUCCUCUGGCGACAGCACGCGGCGCCCUGGGCAGCGUUGGUCCCGGGACGGUUGGGUCAUCCCUGUGCAGGGCCGACCGUGGGGCCCUCACCUGGGCCGCCCCUCCUGCCUCCUGGGAAGCCCAGCUGCUCCGUCACUUUGCCUGGACAUCAGAGGUAGAAACGGGAGCAGCUCGUUGGCUGAAGUCACUGUAUCGGCAGGCCGCGUAUUGGGUCAUUUUGUUGCUUCUGGAAAUGUUUUCAGAGCUUAUCUCCAGAGUGACAUGUGGACAAGAGCAGUAUCCUCUGCCCUCCUGAACGUAUGCCUCCCUCUGGCGGGGCCAGCAGUGUGGGUCCCUGGCCUGAAUCCCAGGAAGCCACGCAUUUCCAGUUCUUUCUGUGUCAGCUGCGGCCCCGGGAGCAGCAAGGUGCACGAGGGCCGGCCCUCCACGGCGCCUUGGCCCGGAGCCCGGUCCCCAGGGCCCUUCACAGGCUUGUUCCCCACGAGGGUCGCCUUGCUGAUUCCAGAUUGACAGCCACCCUAGCUCAGUGGUUGGCAAACCACGGCUCGUGAGCCACAUGCGGCUCUUUGGCCCCGUGGCAUGGGCCACGAAGUUUCAAUCGCACUGUACGUGCGCGCCCACACGUGGUAUUUUGUGGAAGAGCCACACUCAAGGGGCCAGUUGGCCGACCACUGCCCUAGCUAGUUGCAUCACCACCUUGUGUCCACAUCCCACGUGGGCAGAACUGGGGCCUGUGAUCUCGGGGAUUGAGAAACUGGCGGCCGCGCUGCCCGUAGACCUCGCCACCCGCACACCUCGCCAUGGUGGGGCUGAGGCUCCUGCCCAGUCCGCAGCUUGCCUGUCCAGAGGAGCAUUGCUGAGGUUUGCACGUUAACCAAGCACUUCCACAGUGACCUCCUCUGUUCACAGUUCUCUGAAAUUAGCUGGACAGACAGUCCUCACUGUUACAGCCAGGAAACCAAAGCUGUCGGAAGUCUGGGUGGCUGUCAAGGGCGCGGAGCUCGCCAGUGGGGGAGCCAAGACAAGCUCUUGGGCUUUCUGGCUGCUCGUUCCAUGUCCUUUCCCAUCACCAGUAACAGCUGACGCUUCAUGAGCAAACAGCCCCACGUACCAAGCCCCCAAGUCGGUUAAGCGCUGGGUGAGUGACGUCGUCCCCUCGGCCUGGUUCUCCAUUCCACAGCGUCCUGGCUUGGAGGGAGAGGGCCCUCCGGUGCCGACUGCUCUUGUCCAGGUGGCCCUCUGAACAAGGCUAGGAGGUGCGGCCCCUCAGACCUCCCCCCAGCCCCGCCAACCAACUCCAGACGUGUAGGCUCACACUGAAGACGUCUAGUUUCUCCCAGCUACACCAUACGGUCAUUUCCCACAGAAGCAGGCGCUAGGACACCUCUUCCUCGGGUGCCAAGGGGCCAGAUGGCACAGCUGCAGCCUGCCCAGCCAGCAGACUCGCCCCAGGAACCUGACCUCACCUGGGCCCCAGGAGGGCUGUACUGCUUUCCACUUAAGGUACAUCAAGUAAAAGUGCUGCUUAGACACUUAUGAUUAAAGAAAAUAACAUACUUUGAUACUUUGUCUUUUCAGAAGCAAAAUGGGUAGGUAGAGAGGAGCUUUAAAAAUAAAAUAAAAAUAGCCUGGCCAGUGUGGCUCAGUGGUUGAGUGUAUACCAGGAGGUCAGGGUUCAAUUCCCGGUCAGAGCACAUGCCCGGGUUGCAGGCUCGAUCCCCAGUGUGGUGGGUGCAGGAGGCAGACAAUCAAUGGUUCUCUCUCAUCAUUGAUGUUUCUCUAGCUCUCCCUUCUUCUCUGAGAUCAAUUAAAAAAAAAUAAAAAUAGAAUAAUAGCAUCCCAGGAAAUAUGACCACAGAUUGGAAUGACGUUCACAUUUGCAAAUACAGAGAACUGGGACCUGCCGUGGGCUGUGAUGCCUGUCUGGCCAAACUCUCAUUCAAAGAAGUUCGUGUGGUGACACCUCCCCACACUGAUGUAAGAGAAAUCGCCUCCACCAACAUCUCUGAAGGGAAAUGAACAGACAGAAAAGGAGGCGGCUUCCUUUGGGGGCUGCAGUUUCAGAAAUAAAAGUCAUACAGAGAUAAUGGCACUUUGUAGGAAGGGCAGGACGAUUCACUUAUUUCUGAGGGAGGUUUGGUCUGUGACUUACUUUUGAUAAAGUUUAAUCUAAUUGUUAUUUUUAACGUGUGCUUUUUUUUAAUGACUAAGGAAUAAAUGGUGAGUUUAACAGCUUUGGUAUUUUGAGUGCAAAUCAUAAUAGCUUCAAUGUGAAAAAGUAAAAACAAACAAACAAUGUAACUGUCACUCAAUGUUAGAAAAUAGCCUAAAAUGCAGUUUAAUAAAUGAUCUUUGUAUCAAACAUUAAUUUAAAUGGGGUAGUUUUCUGCAAGGAAAAAAUACUGCUUUUACAUUUCCAACACUCUUGAAUUAAAAUAAAAACGUGUUUUCUAAGA
Myotis daubentonii (Daubenton's bat) is the source of this 8832-nucleotide messenger RNA. RefSeq names its product salt inducible kinase 2 (gene SIK2). Gene Ontology annotation, molecular function: ATP binding; tau-protein kinase activity. The record is from RefSeq and is a predicted model, not a curated record. Gene Ontology annotation, cellular component: cytoplasm. Gene Ontology annotation, biological process: protein phosphorylation; intracellular signal transduction; microtubule cytoskeleton organization. NCBI's taxonomy places the organism in Eukaryota, Metazoa, Chordata, Mammalia, Chiroptera, Vespertilionidae.